UGGUAUCUCUGAUCAAAUGCCUCGAUAAAGCGCCCUCUGUUGGAGUGAUUUCUUAAGCGCUCGACUCGCUUAUGCAUAUCUCUGUGGAAGAGGGAUACAUCUUUCAUAGCUGCAGCAAUGUCACAUUGACUACUCGUAUCCGUAUCGAGACUCGAAACAGCGGCAUCACGCCAAUAUGCCCGUGCAGUGAUUGACGCUACGAGUGCAUAGCGCGAGGAGAACACGAAUCAUCGUGGCCGAUCACGAACCGUCCGUUAUGAAUCUGCGUCUAGCCAUGCUAGCAUGGGGGUGGCAUCCUUCCGGAGUCUUUAAUAAUGUUGCUGCCACGCAUUCCUCCUGCUUUUGCAAGUCUCGGAAUCUUCCUCUACUCAUCCGAGUCCUGCUGCAAGAUGCCUGACACCCAUGCCAAAAGUCACCCCGACGAGCCUCUGGAAGCCGACGAGAGUUACGGUGAUGCCGAUUCUACAUAUGCGGGGUCGCUAGGCGAUGCAAGCUACACAAGCUCCAUAACGUCGAGUAUUCUCAAUUAUAAGUACGAAAAUGGCCGCCGAUACCACGCCUUUCACGAUGGCGAAUACAUGCUGCCAAAUGAUGAACAAGAACAGGAUCGAUUGGAUCUUAGCCACCAUAUCUACCGACUGCUGCUUGACGGUGAACUGAAUCUUGCGCCUAUCAAAGAUCCCAGGAGGGUAUUAGACCUUGGCACCGGCACUGGCAUAUGGGCCAUUGACUUUGCGGAUGAACAUCCCGAAGCAGAAGUACUGGGCAAUGAUCUCAGUCCUAUCCAGCCGACCUGGCUACCUCCAAACUGCCGAUUUGAAAUUGAUAACUACGAGCAAGAAUGGCACUACUCUCGCCCCUUCGAUUAUAUCCAUGGCCGGGAACUUGAGGGCUGCGUGAAAGACGUUGAUCAGCUUUUUAGCCAGGUCCUGAAGCAUUUGAGCCCUGGUGGCUAUUUUGAAAUUGCAUCAAUUGAAGUUAAGAGCACCUCAGAUGAUGGCACGCACCUGAAGGCUAAAGAUUUUGUCCGGGCCCAUGAGCUUGUCUGCGAGGCUUCUCAGAAGUUUGGAAAAUCUUUUGCCUCUUCACAUACAUGGAAGGAAAAGCUGAUCAAAGCCGGCUUUGAGGAUGUCCAUGAGAAGAUUUUCAAGCUCCCCCAGAGCCCUUGGCCCAAGGAUCCUAAGCUCAAAGAGCUUGGCCGUUAUAAUCAAGUCAAUAUUAUGGAAGCCAUGGGUUCCUAUACAUAUGCCCUCUUCACUCGUGUUUUGGGUUGGUCAAGGGCGCAGAUUGAGGUCCUUCUUAUGGGUGCACGGAAUGACCUGAAAGACCUGUCGAAUCACCUCUAUACCAAUGUCCGUAUCGUAUACGGGCGAAGGCCAGAGGAAAAGUGAUCUCAAUCGGUGCCUCAUCGAAUACUCUCAUUUCGCCCUCAUGGAAAGUCUAAGCCAGCUCGCCGCCUACGCGUUUCUGAAAGCUCCCAACUACAUCGUUUGGUGCUGAAUUAUGAAAUUGGAGAAUGCUGUGCAAGGAGUUAUCAUGGAAGAUUCCUGUCAAUUUUUAGUUUAUUAAAACUACGAACCUGAAUUGUUGAAGUAUCUCCGCUAUUGGCUUCUGUCUGUACAAAGGUGUUGUGAGUAAGAUGCAGCCAUCACCGAAGGUCCCCAGUACCCUGGGAGCCAUACAAAACACAAC
Messenger RNA from Monascus purpureus, 1692 nucleotides. The record is from the annotation of a GenBank genome assembly. Lineage: Eukaryota; Fungi; Ascomycota; Eurotiomycetes; Eurotiales; Aspergillaceae.